AUGUCGACCUCAACUGCCACCGCCUCCGCCUCGCUUUCCGACCCUCCUCGCCCGGGGCGUCUUCGCCGCUUCAGUCAGCUACGAGCCUACACCCAAAAUCUCUCCCACUCCUCCCCCAGUGGUCAGCGCUCCCGCCCCAGUUUGAGUAGCCGAGUGCCGUGGUUGUCGCCAACGACACCGUCCGGCUCUGUUUCUCCAUCUUCUUCAACGCAAGUGGGGAACUCCACUCCUCCAUGCCCCGAAACUGAUCAACCGACACUGUCUCGCUACACCUCUGCGCCCACCUCCAGCUCCCACGAUCUCGUCGACAGCCAGAUCUCGUUUACUGAAUCAUCGCGAUCGACACCUCCCGACGAGCCGAGCCUGACAACUCAUGCCAUGGCGCGGCUGAGGAGUGCAUCCGCUGUGCAAGGUCGCCCCCCGCGAAAUUUGGGUCAAACCGCCAUCCCAGAUGCGCCCACGUCGUCACCCGAACCGGUUGCUGCGGUGAGCGACACUCCAGUACUGACGGACACGACCCCGGCGGAGAACCAGUCCUCACCAUCAAAACCUCCACAGAAGGCGACCAUUAGGUUUUUCCCCUAUCAGGACUCUUACCAGAGUUCUCGACCUUCGUUGCCAUUCAUUCCCAUUUCGCGCACACUUCCCUCCGAAAGCUGCGUCAUUCGGGUCGGUCGAUACUCGGAGCGCGAUGGGAUUCCCAACCCCAAUCCCUCCGAACCCUCUGAUUCCCCCGUGGGCUUCAAGUCAAAGGUGGUGAGUCGAAAGCACUGCGAGUUCAUGUACAUCAAUGGUCAGUGGCACAUAAAGGAUGUGGGCAGCUCGUCGGGCACGUUCCUGAACCACAUGCGCUUGAGCCAGCCGAACAUGGUGUCUCGCCUGUAUUCCAUCAAGGAUGGCGAUAUUGUACAACUAGGCAUUGAUUUCCGGGGAGGAGAGGAGAUGAUCUUCCGAUGUGUGCGAAUUCGUAUCGAGUGCAAUCGGGCCUGGCAAAAGCAGCAAAACGAGUUUAAUAAAAACACCGAAAGCCUGAUCAAAAACCUGGGCAAAGGGGAAACCGCCGAUUAUUCUGGCUGUCGCGAAUGUUCUAUCUGUCUUGGUUCCGUCUUGCGGCCCUACCAGUGUCUGUUCAUGGCAGCUUGUGCCCAUGUCUGGCACUACAAAUGCAUCAGUCGCUUGUUGCACUCGCCAGAUUACCCCAUGUUCCAGUGUCCUAACUGCCGGGCGUUCACUGAUUUGAGUGCUGAAGUCGAUGACUCGAAUGAUCACGAAGAGGGAAGCGUCCAAGAAGAGCCUGCGCAUGCAGGGGAAGACAACGAGGCCGCAACGCGCUCGGAGACGCAAUCACUCGCAAGUGUACAACAAAAUGGAGACCAAGAGACACAGAAUCAAUUAGAACCCCAUCCUGAAGAACCGGAUCUGGUCACCGAUGUUGAGAAUCUGCAUCUGCAGGAUGAACAGGCCCCCGAUGCGGACACGGAGGAUACUGGAGGCUCCGAUUCCCCCGCUCCAAAUGCGAGCAACGACGACCUUUCUCGCAGUGCCACCGCGAACAUUCCAGGUUGGCAAUCGACUCUACCUCUUAAUGUCCCUACUAGUCGACAUGCCCACCUCCGGGCCGACACGCCUGUUCGCUCGGAGACGUCGGAUGAUAACCCGCUAACUCCGCGAAAUGACUCGGGUCCCCUGGCCUUUGACGGCCGAGCGGGAAUGCCAUAA
Messenger RNA from Penicillium cinerascens, 1719 nucleotides. Its product is annotated as FHA domain protein. Gene Ontology annotation, cellular component: cytosol; mitotic spindle pole body; cell division site. Gene Ontology annotation, biological process: ubiquitin-dependent protein catabolic process; mitotic spindle assembly checkpoint signaling; protein ubiquitination. The transcript is spliced from 3 exons. The record is from RefSeq and is a predicted model, not a curated record. NCBI's taxonomy places the organism in Eukaryota, Fungi, Ascomycota, Eurotiomycetes, Eurotiales, Aspergillaceae. Gene Ontology annotation, molecular function: ubiquitin protein ligase activity; protein binding. Bases 1 to 1719 code for a protein of 572 amino acids.